GCCGGUUACACAGUUUUAUUGGGCAGCAGGGCUUGAGCACUCAAAGGUGAAAAUGAUAACAACCAUUUAUGGCGGCUGAGUUAUCAGUGGAGGGAAAAUUAUAAAAGCGGCAUUAGCAGGGAGGGAGGUUGUCUUCUUCUCCGGGACUCUGCACACAGUGAGGUUCCAUAGCAACCGGCUGCACCGAGGAGACCAAAUGGGGCAUCAUUUGCCUGGGACCCUCUGCCUCCUCUUUGCCCUUUGUCUGUGCUCUGUAACAGGAAACCCUGCACUGAAAGCCAACGCUGGAGACGAAGGGCAGAACGAUGCGAAAUUUCUGUUCCCUUGUGACAUAAACACCAACAGAAAAUCCGAUCAGAGUGCGGCAUCAGUUCAUUCUCUCAGCCCCUUGGAUGUCAAAGUUUUCUCCACUUUGAGAAGCUUGAAACUGGCUCCUGAUGGUGCAAAUAACAGACUUCAGAGCUUGGAGCAGGGAUUGCAGAGGGCCAGCCGGGAUGUGGAAUCCUACAUGGGCCAAAAACUGCCUUCAGCCUCCCGUAUUUCUCCUUCACCACAAGAGAACCUGUUAGAUGAAGCUAAGAAGUUGGUGGAAAGCAUUAAAGAAGGACAGAUGUCCUUUGCCAAUGACUGGAAGAUGAUCGCCAUCUUUGUUACUGCUGAGGACCCUUGUGAGUUCUGUAAUAAGAUGGAUCACACAGAAGCCACCAUCAGAAAUUUGGAGAGGGUUCUUGAUUAUCUACACCAAGAACUUCCAAGAACAUUUGUGAAUUUGGUGGAUUUAACAGAGCUAAAUGGCUUGUACCUGUCUCAUCCCAGCCAAGCUGAGCUCAGGAAAUCAUGUGACUGUUUCAGGAAACCAUCAAAUUACGCCAAAACCACAUUCCGCUUUUCAUUCCAGGUUGCCCUUGAAAGACUGGUACUUUCUAGACAAUAUGACACCAGGGAAGACUUCACCGUGGUGCUGCAUCCCGUCAUCAAAAUGAUGGACUAUGGAAAUCACCAGAACCUUGAUACAUCUUGGGAGUCUUACGAAUUCCAGUGCUCUGUCCAGGCCGGUCCUUACCUCAGCACUCACAGGAACAGCCCUUACGAGUCGCUCAGUAACAUGCUACUGUAUGAAGAGAAAAAUGCCCAGACAAAGGUCUUUGGCUCUAAUUUCACCUGCACAGAUUUAUCUCCUUCCGACACCAUCCCGACCUCUGUUCACAGAUUGAGGCCGGCAGAUUUUAAGGUCAUCGCUGCUUUGGGAGACUCCAUUACUGCGGGAAAUGGAGCGGGUGCCGUGAUCACGAAUCCAUUGGACGUGGUUACUGAGUACCGUGGUCUCUCCUGGAGCAUUGGGGGAGAUUUGAGCCUCAGCAACGUGACCACACUGGCAAACAUUCUCCGGCAGUACAACCCUGAUUUAAUAGGCUUCUCCACCGGAAGAGGAUCCCACCACCUUCCCAAUUCCAAUCUGAACCGGGCCUUCCCUGGAGGCGAAUCAGAGGACAUGAUGGAUCAGUCUCAGUUACUUGUGGAAAAGAUGAAGUUGAAUUCGAAAAUAAAUAUGGCCGAGGACUGGAAACUUCUGACCAUAUUUAUCGGAGGAAAUGAUCUUUGCGCCAUCUGUGAUGACCCAGUUUAUAAUGCUCCAGAAAAAUAUAUUUAUCGUAUACAAGAAGCCCUGGACUACCUACAGGCUGAGGUCCCACGGUUGUUCGUGAAUCUGGUGAUUAUUCUGGAUAUAAUGCCGCUGAAAGAACUUUAUGAUGAUAAACGGACUCACUGCCCACAGACUAUUAUGAGGGGAUUGUGUGACUGCAUUGUAGUAAAUGACCACAACUCUCUGCCACUUGAGACCGUUAAACUCUAUAACAAGAAAUAUCAGGAAAUGACAUAUCAGUUAGUUGAAACCGGGAGGUAUGAUACCAAAGAGGACUUUGCCGUCGUUGUCCAACCUUUUUUCGAAUUCCUUGAAGUACCAAAAUCUCCGGAAGGAGUUCCCGACAGAUCUUACAUGUCUCCAGACUGCUUUCAUUUUGGGGAGAAAGGCCAUUCCCAGAGUGCCCGCGCGCUAUGGAAAAACAUGUUUGAACCAGUUGGUCAGAAGACACAAGAUCAGUCUCUAGCUGAAGAUAUCGGUAUCUACUGCCCAACGCAGAGUGACCCCUUUGUGAAGACAGCGCGGAACAGUAACUUUGCCUACCCGACCACUGCCCCCGAUCCAAUCCACGGGAGCAAGGUCACAUGUGCAGACAAAAGCCCCUCCGUUUCAAAACCCACAUCAGUUCACGCACUGAGACCCGCGGAUGUGGCGGUUGUGGCUGCCAUCGGAGACUCCCUGACAGCUGGAAAUGGCAUUGCCUCCAAACCAAAUGAUGUCUUGGAUGUGCUUAAUAUGUACAGAGGGUUAUCAUGGAGCAUUGGGGGUGAUUCUACCUUAGACCGUGUAACCACCCUACCAAAUAUACUGCUUGAGUUCAACCCACUGCUCACUGGGUUUUCAACCGGGACAGGGAACAAAACUCUUCAUAAUUCCUAUCUGAAUGAAGCUGUUCCUGGAGCCAAGGCCUUUAAUUUACCAGAACAAGUAAAGGACCUGAUUGCUCAAAUGAAAGAAGACAGGAGAUUCAAUUACAAUAAUGACUGGAAAGUGAUCACUAUAUUAAUUGGACCUAAUGACUUGUGUUCUUCGUGCUCAGAUGCUAACUUUUAUUCCACCAAAAACUUUAUCGAUUACAUUCAAGAGGCGCUGGACCUGUUGCACAAGGAGGUCCCUAGAGCGUUUGUUAACCUGGUGGAAGUGAUGGAUAUCUACCCCCUGAGAGAAGCUGUUUUGGACCCACGAGUGAAGUGCCCGGUGCUUAUUACUAAGAUGCUCUGCCCCUGCCUGCUAAACAUUGCCGACAACUCACAGGAACUGAAGAUCGUACGGGAAUUUAACAGCGGCUAUCAGCGCAACACCCAGCAGUUAAUUGACACGGGAAGGUACGACACAAAAGAUGACUUUACUGUGGUUCUGCAGCCAUUCUUCCGCAACCCCAAAAUUCCCAGUCUCCCGAAUGGGACCCCGGAUGCAUCGUUCAUGGCCCCCGACUGUUUUCACCUCAGUCAGAAGUCUCAUUCACAGAUGGCCAGGAUGCUUUGGAAAAAUAUGCUUGAACCAGUUGGAAUGAAAACGGAUCUAUUAGACUUUGCAGCUGCUGAGACGCUGACCUGCCCCACCCCGGAUCAGCCGUUCCUAAGGACAUACAAAAACAGCAAUUACAAUUAUACCCCUGCACAGCCCACCCAGCCCCCUAUAAAGAACUGGGGCAGUGACCUGACAUGCCAGGCAACCGGACCUUCCUCCCAAGUCCCAACAUCAGUGCACAAGUUACGCCCAGCUGACAUCAAGGUGGUAGCGGCCCUUGGGGACUCCCUGACCGCAGCGUUUGGCGCUAAGUCAACUUCAAUGGCUGAAUUGGGGACUGAGUAUCGGGGGGUUUCUUGGAGCAUUGGCGGCGAUGGGACCCUGGAGGAAUGUACCACCCUGCCCAAUAUUUUGAAGAAAUUCAAUCCAAACAUAAAGGGAUUUUCCACUGGAGUCGACAGAGAGAACGCAAUGUUUAAUGUCGCCGUUGGUGGAGCAAAAGCAGAAGAUAUGACUUCUCAAGCAACCAACCUAGUGAAUAAGAUGAAAGAAAGCACCGUGAUCAAUUUUAAUGAAGACUGGAAGGUUAUCACCAUUUUUAUUGGCGGCAACGACCUCUGCCAGUUUUGCCACAACAGGGACAGAUAUUCCGUGCACAAUCACGUCACCCAUGUUAAAAAUGCUUUGGACAUUCUAUACAAAGAGAUUCCUCGUGUUUUUGUGAAUCUGGUGGAAAUCCUGGAGGUGGAAGGGCUGCGCAGAGUAAAGGCAAACACUUUUGGCUGCACCCUGCUAAAGCCGAACCUUUGUCCGUGUUUCAUUAACCCACGGGAAGGCUCCCCGGAGCUGUAUGAAAUGAAAAGGUUUAACAAGGACCUACAGAGCCAAGUCACGGCAUUGGCUGACAAAUACCAGGACCGGGAAGACUUCACUGUCGUGGUGCAACCAUUUUUCAAAAACAGCGUUUUGCCUGUUGAUAAGAACGGCGAUGUCGAUAUAAGCUUCUUUUCCGUGGAUUGCUUCCAUUUCACUGAGAGAGGCCAGUCAGAGAUGGCCAAGGCCCUGUGGAACAGCAUGCUGGAACCCAUUGGACAAAAACAGGAAUACAAUAAUUUCACCAACGAUCGAUCAAAUCUGAAAUGCCCUACGCAGGACAAGCCUUAUCUCUUCACCCUGAAAAAUAGUGGGCUCCCUGAACCCCCUGAAACUGUUGUUCCCGUGCCAGAGGAAAAAGAAGGCCAGGUGCCCUACUGGUCAGUGAUAGUGGGCACCAUUGGCGGAUGUGCUGUAGGGUGUGCGAUUGUCGGCAUCGCAAUGUCCAUGACGUAUAAAAAGAAGAUGCGCAAGAUGUGAUCACUAACAAAAAACAGUUCUUCCUUCUGAGCCCCACCUGCAGCCGCCGUAGCGGAAAUUUACUGACUCUUCCAAAUUCCUAUUGAUCCCCCCAUCUAUCCUGGGCCUGGGGCCUCCCUCUGAGACAAAUGCUCCUUGGUUAAAGGCCCAGUAACACCAAAACAUCAACAUUAUUCAUUUGUAUUGACCCUCCAGUUAUUCGCAUCCUGUACUUAUAAAAAUAUUUCCUUUUAUUAGUUGACCCAAAUUAAAUGUUGGAGCCAAGAAUUGCUUUAGAAUGAUGCGCCUUCUGUUAAUUUCCCAUUUGCCCAUUUGGGGAGGAUAUUUUAGAUCAGGGGUCCCCAACCUUUCCUACUCGGGAGCCACAGUCAAAUGUAAAAAGACUUGGGGAGCAACACAAGCACCAUAAAAGUUCAUGGAGGUGCCAAAUAAGGGCUGUGAUUGGCUAUUAGGUGCCUCUAUGCACCCUAUCAGCUUACAGGGGCUUUAUUUGGUAGGAAAUCUUGUUUUUAUUCAACCAAAACUUGCCCCCAAGUCAGGAGUUCAAAAAUAACUACCUGGUUUGGGGGCACUGAGAGCAACAUCCAAGGGGUUGGGGAGCAAUAUGUCCCCCCUGAGCCACUGGUUGGGGAUCCCUGUUUUAGAGACUCACUGGGAACAGUAUGGGGACCCGACGCCAAAGGUUUAUGAAUCACUGGUGUAAAUACUGCGAAAUGCGUAUUUUUUUUAAAAAGUCUUUAUCGUACGCGAGUGUAAAUCUGUGUAAAUUACUGGCACAAUAAAGGCUGAAUACACAACAA
Messenger RNA from Xenopus tropicalis (tropical clawed frog), 5268 nucleotides. RefSeq names its product phospholipase B1 (gene plb1). Gene Ontology annotation, cellular component: apical plasma membrane. The coding region runs from base 197 to 4468 and encodes 1423 amino acids. Lineage: Eukaryota; Metazoa; Chordata; Amphibia; Anura; Pipidae. Gene Ontology annotation, molecular function: phosphatidylcholine lysophospholipase A1 activity; hydrolase activity, acting on ester bonds; glycerophospholipase activity. The transcript has 57 exons. Gene Ontology annotation, biological process: lipid metabolic process. The record is from RefSeq and is a predicted model, not a curated record.